CUUUAUGCAUACGUCGUGCGGGUUCAAUACAGAUGAGGUACAAGUACAAGCCCAUCAAAUCAUAUCACAAAGGUCGAAUGCCCUCUCCCCACGACAAACAUGCCUACACCGUCCCACCAACUUACCACCUUAACACCCUACUAUCACGCUGUCUCUCUGCUCUCUCUCAAGUCCCCCCAUCUCCUACAACCCUACUGUCCACCGUUCACCUCGUGUUUCCUCCUUCCGACCCUACCUGAAUCCUAUCACCUCCGCCUUAGCAUCUAUCAAUCUGACCAAUACUACCUAAUCUUCCCAGCCGCAACCGCAACAGCAUUCCCAACAACAACAACCACCACCACCCGUCUCGGCACCCAAUCCCUCGCCACCUCCAGUUCAGCCCCACCCAUACCCAUAGCACUCAUCCUUUACCCCGCCCGCCGACCCUUCGUUCUCGAGCCGCCACCGCUGUCGAACAGACUACCCCGCACAGCCUUUCUCCUCCGCCAACUCCGCGUCCGCUCGAGCCCGCCACGUGCAACGACAACGCGGGAAGGGUUUGGCCUAUGUGGGACAUGUGCACAUCCUGGAGGCGGGAAAGAGGGAAGCUAGGGCUUGCA
Baudoinia panamericana UAMH 10762 is the source of this 599-nucleotide messenger RNA. RefSeq lists its product as uncharacterized. Bases 100 to 591 code for a protein of 163 amino acids. The transcript has a single exon. Lineage: Eukaryota; Fungi; Ascomycota; Dothideomycetes; Mycosphaerellales; Teratosphaeriaceae. The record is from RefSeq and is a predicted model, not a curated record.